Molecule: messenger RNA, 882 nt
Organism: Bacillus rossius redtenbacheri
Lineage: Eukaryota; Metazoa; Arthropoda; Insecta; Phasmatodea; Bacillidae
Exons: 3
Coding region: 128-769 (213 amino acids)
Source: RefSeq, a predicted model, not a curated record
GUCCAAGGAAGAUUAAAUAAAACUGAUAGAUUUGUAUAAACAACAAACAGUGAUAUGGGACCCAAACAAUGUUAAUCAUUUCAACAAAAUUAGAAAACAAGACGCGUGGGAAGAAAUCGGGGCCGAAAUGGACAGAGAUGUGGACGAAUGUAAGAAGAAAAUGGAGAGUUUUCUAUCAGCAUUAAGAAGGGAGAGGAAGAAAAUGAAAGACACUGCUGGAACUGGAAAAGGAACUGACGAAAUGUACAGAAGUUCCUGGUUCGCUUUCGAAAGUCUACGUUUCUUGCUGGACAAAAAUAAACCAAGAAAGACAAUUUCGACGAUGCGAGUAGAAAGCGAAGAGAGAGACGUAGAAUGUGGUGCAGUUGGAGAAUCAGCACAGGAAACUGUACCGAAAAAGAAGAAGCAGCGAGUCGAAGAUGCACGUCUGGACAAAGCCUUUCAUAUAUUGUCGUCCACCGCGAGUCAGCUUAACGAUGAGUGCCAACAUUUUGGAAAUUUGGUCGCAUCUAAGUUGAGACAGUACAACGUUGAUACUAGAUGUACAAUUGAAAAUGACAUUAUGGGUAUUUUCCUUCGCGCUAACAGGGGUUUCUACAAUAACACUCAGAAUUUUAUACAACCACACUAUCCAUGUCAUUUUCCAUCGGACAACUCUGUCAUGCAGUCAAACACUGUAUUGUCCAACCCUACAACCCCGUGUCCUUCAGCAGGAUCACCUACCUUGACGUCUGAUGAUGAUGAUUUCAUUAUUCACGAUCUCUUAUAAAAUAUUUUUGUUUUAAUUACAGUGCUCCUAAUGAUUUGUAACACAGUGUAAACAACUUUGUCAUUUCUUAUAAAUAAAUGUAGAAAAUUACGUUAAUAAAUCUUUCAAUUACA